This is a messenger RNA of Rotaria sordida, 789 nucleotides long. NCBI's taxonomy places the organism in Eukaryota, Metazoa, Rotifera, Eurotatoria, Philodinida, Philodinidae. The record is from the annotation of a GenBank genome assembly.
AUGGCGUCACUUGAUACAUCGAAGACAAAUACAUCACCAACAAUAAUAACAGGUACUCUUCUAUCAACAGUAUUCUCGGGUCGAUGGAAUGAGAAAUUGGUCAAAGAGGCUGAUGGUGCCUAUUUUUUUGAUUAUGAUCCUGUGCUAUUUAAACAUCUAAUAAAUCAGUUACGUUAUUGGUCAUUAAAUCCAUUGGUAACACGAGUUUUUUCUCCACCCAGUGGUAAUCAAAAUGAAUUCAUCAGUUUUGUUCGUUGUUUAAAAUUUGCUGAAAGAUUUUUGAGUGAUACUUUUUCAGAAAAAGAGAAUUCAAAUGUUAAAAUUGUUGAUAAUCAACGUUUAUGUGUUAAAAUUGGAGAAGAUCAACAUUGUGCUUAUGUUACCGGUACUCUUCUUUAUUUUCAAGGAAAACAUUUUAUAAAAUUAGUGACUUCAUUAACAAAACAAAUUGGAUUUAUUGGUAUUCGACCAGCCAAUAUUCCAAUUCAAGUUAAAUCAACUAAAACGUAUCUUCCAAUUUCCGAUACAUUUGGUAUAGAUAAUAAUUGUUUAGUUAUUGAUGGACACUGUAUUACUAUGGGAACGUCAUGGGUAACAGGUUGUCUGUCUAAUACUUUUGUUAUUGAACUCGAUUGUGAUGCUCGUACAAUGCAUAUCAAAAGAGAUCAAUAUUAUAGUCAGAUUGAUCACGGGUUUGUUCGAUUUAUUGAUUUAACAUCAGCCCAAUUGCCAUGGCAACUUUUUAUCGUAUUAAAAAACAAACAUGAUUAUGUUCGUCUUCUAUUGUGA